Molecule: messenger RNA, 1290 nt
Organism: Antechinus flavipes (yellow-footed antechinus)
Lineage: Eukaryota; Metazoa; Chordata; Mammalia; Dasyuromorphia; Dasyuridae
Product: olfactory receptor 5A1-like
Exons: 1
Coding region: 1-960 (319 amino acids)
Biological process (GO): sensory perception of smell; G protein-coupled receptor signaling pathway
Cellular component (GO): membrane
Molecular function (GO): odorant binding; G protein-coupled receptor activity; olfactory receptor activity
Source: RefSeq, a predicted model, not a curated record
AUGGCUACGGGUAGAAAUAGCACAACAGUCACCAGAUUUAUCCUUCUGGGCUUUACCGAGCGUCCAGAGCUUCAGGUCUUCCUCUUUGUGUUGUUCCUGGGAAUCUAUCUCAUGACUCUAGCCUGGAAUCUGUCCCUCAUCAUCCUUAUCAGGAUUGAUUCCCAUCUCCAUUCCCCCAUGUACUUCUUCCUCAGUAAUUUAUCCUUUGUGGAUAUUGCUUACACUUCCUCUGUUGCCCCUAAGAUGCUUUAUGAUUUCUUCAAGGAGCAAAAGACCAUCUCCUCGGUGGGCUGUGCUGCUCAGCUGUUUGUCUUCAUUGAGAUGGGGGGCACGGAGUGUUGUCUCCUGGCAGCCAUGGCAUAUGACCGAUACAUUGCCAUUUCCAACCCAUUGCUCUAUGCAGCUGUCAUGUCCCCCUCUAUUUGUGUGAAGAUGGCUAUGGCAGCAUAUGCCGGGGGAGUCUUCACUGGCUUGGUCCAAACCAUCUCUGUAUUUCAGCUCCACUUCUGUGGACCAGAUGUAAUCAACCACUUCUUCUGUGAUAUUCCUCCCCUGCUGACUCUCUCCUGUUCCAGUACUCUUCUCAGCCAAGUGGUGAACUUCACUGUUGUAUGUGUGGUUGGGGGGCUAUCCGCCACUAUUGUCUUGGUCUCCUAUGUGUAUAUCAUUGCAACAGUUCUGAAAAUCCAUUCGAGGAGAGGACGAGCAAAGGCUUUCAACACCUGUGCCUCCCAUCUGGUAGCUGUGCUUCUCUUCUAUGGCUCUGGUCUCUUUGCAUACCUCCAUCCUAAUGCCAGGUACUCACAAAAUCAAGAUAAAGUGGUGUUUGUGUUCUACGGAGCUGUGAUUCCCAUGUUAAACCCCGUUAUAUAUAGUUUGAGGAACAAGGAGAUCAAAGAUGCACUGGAGAAGCUCAAGGAGAGGAAAAGACAGAUGCCCUUGUGUGCCUUCUUCCCUUAAAUCAAUGAUCUCAAAUUAUUCCAGGAACGCAUCUCUUCAUCAAUUUUCUCUUAAAGUUUCUCUGGGAUUCUGAAUUAUGGAACAGCACAAUCUUAGUAAUAUCAAUAUCACGGAUCUAGCAAGAAAUCAGUAGAAAUAAAAAAUGAUAUAUGGGAGUGGUCUUCAGAUUAUUGUCAUUGAUGAGAGGCACAUAAUAAAUAUCAUAAAAGAUGUAAUCAAGAUCUUAUAUGAUUGGAAAGGGAGGUGGGCUAAUCAUCAAGUGAGAGGGAAGGCUUACAACUGGCCUUUAAUUUUGUGUCCAUGGAAUACAAAAUGAAUGAAUUAAAAGGC